Molecule: messenger RNA, 573 nt
Organism: Salpingoeca rosetta
Lineage: Eukaryota; Choanoflagellata; Craspedida; Salpingoecidae
Exons: 4
Coding region: 1-573 (190 amino acids)
Source: RefSeq, a predicted model, not a curated record
AUGUCCCAAAUGCUCACAUUCCCUGCAGAGACGGCAGACUGGCUGAUUGUCAUGGAAGGCUACCUCGCGUCAGGUGCGAAGAAGGUCAAGGGUCCCAAGGUCACAUACUACGUGUUGAAGCAGAGCCCUGAUGGGAGCAAAGCUGUGAUUGAGCAGUUCUCUGGCCGAACUUUCUUGGCCACGUUCAACCUCUCUAAAGCGUCCAUUGCGCUGCCGGACAAAUCGCCCACGCUCUUCUCGCUGCAGCUGGACGACUCCCUCCUCAAGCUCAAGACAGACCACCCGAAAGUGACGCAGGCGUGGGUGGUGCGGCUGCAACAGGUGAUCAACGCCAUUCGCGAGGGCGUGAAGCUGACAUCGUCGCGCCAGGCAUCAAGCAGCGCCCUGCACGGCCAGCAGCCGGUGUCCCCGCCGCCCGAGCCAGAGCCGUAUGGCGCCGAGACGCCCGCAGAAUCAACAAAUACAAGCCUAACACGAAAAGACUCGCUGAAGCUGCAGACGCAGCGCAGCAAUCUCAUGAGCACGUCCUUCAUGAGCGACCUUGCCAGCAAGUACUCGUUCAUCAACCAAUGA